Parasteatoda tepidariorum (common house spider) is the source of this 1153-nucleotide messenger RNA. RefSeq names its product dermonecrotic toxin LcsSicTox-betaIC1. The record is from RefSeq and is a predicted model, not a curated record. NCBI's taxonomy places the organism in Eukaryota, Metazoa, Arthropoda, Arachnida, Araneae, Theridiidae. Gene Ontology annotation, biological process: lipid metabolic process. Gene Ontology annotation, molecular function: phosphoric diester hydrolase activity.
AAGAUCAAUAUAAAUAGAGAUAACUUUUAAAUAAAGAUAACUUAUUAAGAGAUGUCAUUUUUAAAGAACAACCAACUUUUAUUCCAGAAUGACCAGAAGAAAACUUGAUUGGAACAAAAGAAUGAUCUGGAUAAUUUUCUUAUUAUUCAAGGUAGUCGCAAGUGUUGAAGAUACUAGAAGGCCUAUUUGGAAUGUUGCUCAUAUGGUGAACUCACUUAGGCAAGUUGAUUAUUAUUUGGACAAAGGAGCAAAUAGUUUGGAAUUCGACGUAGCAUUUGACUGGCAAGGAAAUCCUAAGUUUACCUUUCAUGGAGUCCCGUGCGAUUGCUUCAGAACUUGUAUGCGUUAUGAAAAUAUAGACACAUUCAUUGAAUAUCUGAGGCUCGUUACAACACCCGGAAAUCUAAAUUAUCGAGAAGAAUUGGUGCUUCUUAUGAUGGAUUUAAAAAUUCGAGGUUUGGCUCCGGAAUAUUUGAAAUUGGCAGGUGAAAAUAUGGCGAAAAAACUAUUAGAUCUUUAUUGGAAACACGGAAAGUCUGGAGCUCGGGCUUACGUUUUACUGUCCAUGCCUUCAGUAAAUCAUAUUGAUUUAAUCCGUAGCUUUCAGCAAGUACUGUAUGCAGAAAAUGCCACAUUUUACAAACAAAAAAUAGGUUUUGAUUUUUCUGAUAAUGAAGAUUUAAAUAUCAUCCACUCAGUAUUAGACAAUGUUCAAGUAAGUAGUCAAAUUUGGCAAGGAGAUGGUAUCACUAAUUGUCUUCCAAGAGGCAUAAGAAGACUUCAAGAUGCUAUCUAUAGACGGGAUUACAUGAAGAGUCAAUUUGUUUCCAAAGUAUACUGGUGGACAGUUGAUAAAAUGAGUACAAUGCGAAGAACUUUAAGUUUGGGAGUAGACGGGAUGAUUACCAACCAUCCCCAUAGAUUAGUUGAGGUAUUAAAUGAACCAGAAUAUUCAAGCUUUGCUAGGUUAGCAAACAUUAAAGACAUUCCUUGGAGUAAGCAUCCAAUAAAUGAAAAUUCUAUUUCUCGUAUGGAUAAUUUUACUGCACUAGAUGUAGAAGAAGAGAUUUUAUACAACAGUUAACUUUUCUACGAAAUUAACUUACAUAUAUAUUUUGUUGAUUUUGUAUACAUAAAAAGUGUUGCCUUUGUA